This is a messenger RNA of Linum tenue, 3859 nucleotides long. The record is from the annotation of a GenBank genome assembly. NCBI's taxonomy places the organism in Eukaryota, Viridiplantae, Streptophyta, Magnoliopsida, Malpighiales, Linaceae.
AUGCUUAGGGCGAGUGAGAUGGCUGCCAAGGAAGAUUAUCGAAUUUUCGUGGGAGGUUUGGGCUGGGACACGUCUGAACGCCAGCUCGAGAGCGCCUUCAGCCGUUUCGGCAAGAUUAUCGACUCUCAGGUGCCCUUUCCCUUUUUCUUGAUUUUGUUGAUCUUGCUUUGCUUGAUUCGCAGUUUUGAGUUCGGUUGUUGUGAAAGUGAGCUUAACGAGAGCGGAAACUAUGCAGUUUAUGUGCUCCCAUGUUGGGUAAUUCGUGGCGGUUAAUAAAAUUAGGAACUUUAGGAGAUGUGCUAGUGACUUGUACCGAGAAAUAUCUAUCGCUAACAUUCAUCUUCUCUUCCUUUUCUCCCCAGUUAUCCUAGUGCUACUGCAUUUAUUGAUUCCUGUGGGAUUAUAGAGAUCCUUGUCAUUUCUGUGAACGGCCAUACUGGUUAGAAGGGUGUUUCUAAAAACAUCCAUGUAUUGGCAUUCCCGUGUGGUUUCUGAUUUUUUCGAACGCAUAAUACUUUAGCUCGCUUCUACGAAUGGCUCUGCUGACUAACCCAUUGCUCUUUGCAACUCGGUGUGUAUGGUUGAUUGAACUUCUUUACUCUUUCCUUUCUUCUCUCAUCAUCUUAUUGUUUUUGUUGUUUCAUCUGGACUUUCUCGUGAUGAUGUUUUGAGAAUUGAUGCUGCUGUAUGAUAAGAGAAAAGUUUUGGGGGUACAGUUGUCUGAAUCAAGCUGCUGAAGUGCUUUGGGAUAGGUUAAGUGAAAGUUGUUAUAUAGUGUUUCAAGAUACAUGAGUCAGAGACGCCAGUUGAAAUUGUGUAGCUUCGUUUGUUGUAUUUGAGCAUCACGUGUGUUGUUUCUGUUAGAAGAAGAAAUGCGGUUUGACAGUUGUACAGCUUGAUUGCCGAGUAUGAGGUUUGCUGGUGUCAUAUGGUUUGUGCCACCCUUGAAUGGCUUACAAGGCGCCGAGAAAUUUGAUUUGCAUGUUCUCUGAUAGCAGAACGUUCAGUGUUUGUGACGGCGCGUCCUCAUCUUAUGGAAGCGGUUUUGUUCUCUGUUGUGUAUUAGUUGGACAAAACAAUUGUCAGUUUUCACAUGGAUUGUGCUGGACCUUCUCAAGCUUGGGAGUUGCGUCAGGCCAAUUGCUGACUUGGUCAAUAACCUUUCUUGAUUGUUUCCUUUCAGCUACAGUCCAGUGAUCCUUAUCAUAUCCCCUCUUUAGGAUUGCUUCAUACUGUGACCUCAUUGCGUUUUAGCCCUUUCCUGCAACGACCAUCAGAGAACCAUUGACUCUGAUGCAUUCAGUUAUAGUAAAUACAGUAUGAAGUCAUCCGACCUUUUCAGAAAGUUUGGUUGGAUUUUGCGUGUCAAUUAAGUGAGUUUGUGAUAUUGCACUACACUGUCUCUGAUGCAAGGGAGCCACUUGUGUCUGCCAUUCGUUGAAGUCAGAUGUUCUAGUGUGGGGAGAUGCUUUGGGGCCAGCUUCAGGCACUAGUGCUUUUCAUUCUUCUUAUUGUUCUCCUUUGUCUCCCUCUGGUUUGUUGCUGCCGUCUGGAAGUGCAUCUGGAAGAAUCAUAUUAUUCCAUUGAUGUGUAGGAACUGCUUCUGCAUGAUAGUGAACUGAUUCAGGGAUGUGUCAGCAAAAGAGAAUUGUAUGGUUGAUAGACUACUCCAGGUUGGGCAGUCCGCCCAAAAACUGACAUCAAGUAGUGGGGUUUUGAUCUAUGUCUCAGUCUCAAGCACUAGUAUUGCGGGGCACCUAUUGUUGUCUUCGUCUGAAACUCUUUCUGUGUGGUCCUUUGAUUUCUACCAUCUAACCAAAUGUGGCCUGCUGAUAAUGGAAACCAUGGAGCUGUCUUCUUAUAAUGUGCCCAUCUUGCAUACCUAUUCAAAAUUCUUGUAGACAUAUGGUGGUGAUUAUAAUUGUGUUGAAUAGUCGUAGGGGCCUUGUCAUCUUUGUGGCCGAUCAGGGAUAUUAUUAUAAUAUGGACUGCAGGAGCCCUACACUGUGGAUAGAAACCUCGGGAGACUACUGGUCAUUAUUUGUCUCUGAAGUAGCUGUUAGUUUUUUUGGGCGUAAUCAGCUUUUCAGAUGUUAUCAAGCUGUCACUUGUCGAAACUGCUGAGAGUUGUGGGAUCUUUAACUUGUUAGAUGUUCAGUUUUGUGGUGAAGUGUUUGUGGUUUGUCAGUUUUCUGUUUGGGUUUACGUGUUUGCUCGAUGCAAGAGGUUCUUGGUUGCCUGAUGGAACUUCAAAGGCGCACGGGAAGCACUUCUGCACUGAAUUCUGUUUCUCUAGGAGUUGCUUGAUUAGGAUGUGAUCUUAAUAAUGAUAAGGUGUCAGGAAGGUUAAAUGAAUGCAUUUCUGAAGAGUUGCAUGUUGAAGAGAGUGGUAGAAAUGCCUUGCUGUGAAUAAUUCUGAGGGGUUAAGGGUUUGAGGUUGCAUAUGUUACAUCUGGAUGGGUUUAUCUAAGAUAUCAGGACUGGGAUUUUUUAUGGUAUUGUUUAGGGUAUCUAUGAGAUGUGAUGACAUAGAAGAGCAUAAUAAUUACUUGGGGAUUCACUGAUUAGCUGGGAUGUUUCUUUUGACUACAACAUUGUUACGGAACUAUCAAUCAACGUUCUGUUGGAAACAGAUGCCAGAGGCUCGCUAGUUUAGAUAACAGACAUGGUUUCAGGAUCUUUAAGUUUCUCUGUUUAUACCUUUCCACAAACAAGUUCAGAUGUGUUACCAGUCCUAUAAUAAUGCAGAGAGCGUAAGCGAUCUGCUUUCUUCUAUUGUGAUUGCAUCUGAAGCAGAUCAUGGUGGAAAGAGAUACAGGACGUCCCCGGGGGUUUGGAUUUAUAACCUUUGCUGAUCGUCGGGGAAUGGAAGAUGCCAUCCGUGAAAUGCAUGGACGGGAGUUUGGGGAUCGACCCAUUUCUGUGAACAAGGCCCAACCUAAGAUGGGUGAAGAUGCCGAGCCGGGCUACAGGGGAGGAGGCUACUCUGACAAUCGCUAUAAGGGAGGAGGCUACCCAUCUGGUGGCAGGGGAGGACGCUAUGGGGGAGGAGAUAGGCCUGUUGGACAAGAUGAAUGCUUCAAAUGUGGGCGGCCCGGGCAUUGGGCUCGGGAUUGUCCAUCAUCAGGUGGCCGUGGAGGUGGUGGCAGUGCAUUCCCUUCACGCUCAAGGUUUGGUGGCCCUGGUGCUGAUCGUGAGGAUCGCUUUGGAGAACGUGACCGAUUCAUUGAUGACCGCUAUGACGGUGGGCGCUAUGCUGAUAGGGAUCGCUUUGAGAGCAGAGACAGAUAUGGGAGCCGCGAUCGCUUCGCUGGUGACAGGUACCCUCCAGCUGGUGACCGCUUUGUUGGUGACAGGUACGGUGGUGGCUCAGAUCGUUUUGGUCAGAAUGGGUACGGCAAAGACAGUGCGUACGAGAGGGAUGGAGGGCCACGAGGAGGCGGUGAUAGGUAUGCUAGUGCAGGACCGGUACGCAGCGAGAGGAGCUACAGGGAUAGGCCAGGACCUUUCGACCGUCCAAGUAGCAGAGGAGGGCGUUCCUUCGACCGCUACUGAGACAAUUGCUAUGAGAGGUGCUUUCCUUCGGUGUAGCAGGUGCUUAUGGUGGUCAGAAGAGUGUAGGCUUGUUAUCUAUCCCUUUGUACUGUUGUAGGCGUGUUUGGAUUGAGCAUCGGCGCUAGGUUUUCCAUAUGUGAAUCCUGCUGAGAUGAUUGUGGUGUUCUUAGUUAUUGGCUGCUGUCUGCAGUUGACAUAAAGAGGUGUUCAAGUUAUUGCAAUUCAAUUCAGGUUUUGUCCAAUAAUAUCAUCAGUCAAAUACGCGUCCGUCUUUUCCGAGAAAUACUUUGCUCAAAUCAGAAGC